UACAACAAAGGCCCGGCCCAACUAUCGAGCCAGGGAAACCCUAACCCCCCCAGAGCUAUAAGGCGCCGCCAGCGCCGCAUUUCCCAAACCCUAGCGCCACAACCAGACGGCAGGUAAGGGAGGAGGAGGAGGAGAGCGGCGGCGAAGAUGGUGUCGCUGAAGCUGCAGAAGCGCCUGGCCUCGAGCGUCCUCAAGUGUGGCAAGGGCAAGGUCUGGCUCGACCCCAAUGAGGUCAACGAGAUCUCCAUGGCCAACUCCCGGCAGAACAUCCGGAAGCUGGUAAAGGAUGGUUUCAUCAUCAGGAAGCCUCAGAAGAUCCACUCCAGGUCUCGUGCAAGGAGGGCACAUGAGGCCAAGCAGAAGGGCCGUCACUCUGGAUAUGGUAAGCGUAGGGGUACCAGGGAGGCUAGGCUCCCCACCAAGAUCCUGUGGAUGCGGAGGAUGCGCGUCCUGAGGCGCCUUCUGCGCAAGUACCGUGAGGCCAAGAAGAUCGACAAGCACAUGUACCAUGACAUGUACCUGAAGGUCAAGGGUAACAUGUUCAAGAACAAGAGGGUCCUCAUGGAGAGUAUCCACAAGUCCAAGGCUGAGAAGGCAAGAGAGAAGACCCUCUCUGAUCAGUUUGAGGCCAAGCGCGCCAAGAGCAAGGCAAGCAGGGAGAGGAAGCAUGCCAGGAGGGAGGAGAGAUUGGCUCAGGGCCCCAGAGAUCAUGCACCAGCACCAGCGGCUGCAGCUCCAGCUCCAGCUCCGGCAGCAGCGGCACCAAAGAAGGCCAAGGCCAAGAAGUGAAGGUCUGACAUGAAGCUUUAGCUUUCUGGUAUUAUGAAGGGUUAGCCUGAUUUUGGAGCAUCUGAAGUUCAUAACUGUUUUCUGUGCAAUAUCUGUGUGCCGCGUCUGAGAUACCUUAAAUAUCAUAUCGUGUUUGUUCUGUUGGAUGUUUCAGAGAUGCUUAUGCAGAGUUUCUUUAAACAUUUGGGUUCACGGAACCUAGUUUUACA
Messenger RNA from Aegilops tauschii subsp. strangulata, 998 nucleotides. Its product is annotated as large ribosomal subunit protein eL19y. Lineage: Eukaryota; Viridiplantae; Streptophyta; Magnoliopsida; Poales; Poaceae. Gene Ontology annotation, molecular function: structural constituent of ribosome; RNA binding. The record is from RefSeq and is a predicted model, not a curated record. Gene Ontology annotation, biological process: translation. Gene Ontology annotation, cellular component: ribosome; cytosolic large ribosomal subunit.